This is a messenger RNA of Drosophila virilis, 1366 nucleotides long. The record is from RefSeq and is a predicted model, not a curated record. Lineage: Eukaryota; Metazoa; Arthropoda; Insecta; Diptera; Drosophilidae.
AGGGGAUCGUAGUUUCUGCGAAUCUGGACAUUUGUGCACCGCUGAGGUUGUUGCCCGGGAUUGCUGCUGCUGCUGUGUGCUUCUCGGCUGCCAUUGUCGUUGUUGUCCUGGCAGGGAGGAGCAACUUGGUCGUCGGCGUGUGUUGGCGUAUGAGGCCUCAGGCUGCACCUGCUGCAUGUGCGUUGUCGCUAGUGAGGUUUGUUGCGGCUCCGCAGUGCACUCAGCCGCGAGGUGGAGCUGAGUCGAGGACGGCUCACCAGGUUCGAGUUGCUUCCGCCUUUUUGCUGUUGGAUUUAUUUGCCGUUGUUGAGUGGUCUUCAGUUGGGCAGCUCGCCGUUGUCGUUGUGGCGCUGGAGAUCGUGUUGGCUGUGAAGGUAGGUAUCUCAAGUUGGUUCCUGGGCGAACGUAUUGGAGUUUCUCGCUCAGCAUCGCUGAGCUGGCCUGGCCGCUUGUGCAUCGUUGUGGUUUCUGGCCGGAUUCGCUGCUGCUGCCGUGUGCUCCUCGGCUGCCGCUGUCGGCGUGUGCUUGCGCAUGAGGCCUUUGGUUGCGUAUUCUGCAUGUGUGUCGUCACUAGUAAGCUUCGUUGCGGCUUGGCAGUGCACUUAGUUCCGUGGUCAAGCCUAGUCGAAUACGGCGCUCCGAGUUCUAAUUGCCUCCGUCGCUUGAUUGUUGGAUGGAUCAACUUCUGUUGUAUGGUUCCCGGUUGGCCUGCUCGCUGUUGCCGUGCCAGUGGGAAACGGAUUUGCUUUGCAGACUGAAUCAUUAGCAAUUGUGGAGUUACAAGCUCGCCUUUCGGGAGCUGGCCCGGUCGACCGUGCAAUGCUGUGGUUCCUGACCAGAUCCGCUGCUGCUGCUGUGUGCCCUCCGGCUGCCCCUGUCGUUGUAGUCCUGGCAGGGAGGCACAGUUUGGCCGUCGACAUAUAUUAGCGCAUGCGGCCCCGGACUGUACCUGCUGUAUGUGCGUCGUCGCUAGAGGGCUUUGUUGCAGCUUCUCAGUGCACUCAGCCGAGUGGUCAGGCAGUACCGAAGGCUCUACAGGUUCGUGUUGCCUCCGCCGCUUAGCUGUUGGGUGGAUCUGUUGCUGUUGUGUAGUCCUCAGUUGGGCAACUUGUCGUUGUCGUUGUGUCAGUGGAGAUCGUGUUGGCUGUGGAGAUAUUUCAAUUUGAUUCCUAGGCGAUGGCAGUGAGGUCUCUAGCUCAGCGUCGCUGGGCUGGUCUGGCCGCUUGUGCAUCGUUGUGGUUUCUGGCCGGAUUCGCUGCUGCUGCCGUGUGCUCCUCGGCUGCCACUGUCGGCGUGUGCUUGCGCAUGAGGCCUCUGAUUGCGUAUUCUGCAUGUGUGUCGUCACUAGUAAGCUUCGUUGCGGCUU